CAGACAGUCGUUGCUAAUUUUGCGUAUAAACAUCCAAACCGCUGUUUUAACGAAUAUGGUAGUUGAGACUGGAUUUUAUAAUCCCCAAAAACAGUAAUAUUGACCGUCUUUCUGACAUUAAUUUCACUCAAAUCAAUUUUGAGAUUGAUUAUCGUCAAUGCCGCAUCGCUUGGAGAUGACACUAUAAAUUGCUCUGGGAUUGACGCCGCCAUUUAGUAUGUCCGCAAAAUGAGUUUCGUCGUUUCGUCCCUAACAUGCCAAAAAAUCCACAAUUCAUGCCAAGAGAAUGUUUAAUUUGUUUAAUUGUUUUUUCAAAAGUGCUAUCAUCGUUUUUUAAUUUAUUUUUUUACCUACAAACGCCACAAACACUAACUAAAGAGUGGGUGAAUGGAUAUCGAAAGAGGAUAUUGCUCAGCUAAAUAAGUCAACUGAUUAUAUAGACAUGGAUAUUUCAUCACUUCUUAAGUUGGUUCCAGUGAUAGCAAAGCCCUCAAAGAUCAAUAGUUUCCCCUUAUUCCUGAUCUUGUUGGCAAUGCUCACAUCCUGUGCAUCGCAGCUGAACCCAUCAUUGGACUUUGACUCUAUCGAUAAUCGCACCUGGCCAUUUCGAGAUACUGCAAAUAGAUCUGUAGCAGAAAAAGAAUGGCAUCCGUCUUACGGGGACAACGAUCGAGUAACGAAUGUAACGAUUGGAAACUUGACGGUACCAAUUUGCCUUGACUCCCAUGUGUGUUCUGCUAGAACAUGUGGUAAGUUUAACUACCAAAGUCCCACAUGUCACUGUGAUGAACAUUGCACUUUCUUUGACGACUGUUGUCCCAAGUUUAUCAAUGAUCAUCCAAUUGAUUGCAGUAGAUACUGGAAUCUACAACCGUCACCUUUUGACUUAUACGACCGAAGCUUCUUCAGUUGUGAAGAGGUUAAGAUAGGUGAACAAGACACGAGGGCGUAUGUGCUUAUCUCCAAGUGUCCCAGCACCUGGAAGGACAGAGAGAUUCGGGAAAGAUGCGAAGUUCCCUACCGAGUAUUGCAUUCUACUUUAGAAGACAUCCCAUUGUCUUUUGAGAGCACCGUAAGCUUCAGGAAUGUAUACUGUGUGAUAUGCAAUGGACUUGACCCUCAAACACUGACUCCAUGGCACGUUGACUUUAUAUGUCCUGAGGAUUUUGUUACUGAUCUGCAGGUUAAUCCACAACCCUUCGGAGAUAUACUUAACAACAGCAAUUGCUGGCCUUUUGUAAAGUAUCCUGCAAAUGCAACGAAUGGUCCUGCCGUAAGGACGUGUUUCAAGACUAAAUCCCAAGAAAACCACACAGAGCUCUGUAAGACCUCAUUUGACCCUGAACUCCAAUAUGCAUGUGAAACUUUGACUGCUCCAAUAUUGCUUGACGGAAACGGGAACCCUCGUUUCAAAAACCCAGCUUGUUACGCAUGCUCAGUUGGACCAUACCCCGACCAGAGAGCAAUGUGUCCUAAUGCCAUGGACCUGGAUGGUUCCAUUGGAGAAGGCUCUGAUGCGCCAAAUCUUACCCCGAUUUCUGUUUUGUUUGACUUCACAUCGGACAGCAACACCAGGCUACAAGUUGGUGAAACUGUUGUCUCAACAGUCACGGUGACUUGCCAAUCGGAUGAAGUUUUUGAUCCUUUCUCCGGUGCGUGCUUAAGACUUACCUGCCCUCGUAAAUACAUAAUGGUUAAAAGUGCGUGUGUCAAGGAAGAUACAGCUGUCGAAACCAUAUGCCAGAUGAUGAAAUAUUACAAUGAAACUGUUUCUGUUACCGUUCUCUUUAAGGAGCAAGGAAUAUGUCCCUACUUUGUGACCACUCAUGCAUGCUUUACUAACGAAUUGUUGGUAGUCUUGGGACUUACGUCUCAAGCCAAGUGCAUAGAAAUAUUUACCAACGGCCAUUAUGAGACGCUUUUCAUUUGGGGUCUAAAAAGUAAUUUCACUUUUGAAAUGGUGGAUGAGACCAUUGAACAAUAUCGCGAAAAUAUGACAACCGGGUCAUGCAACGUGUCAGCCGUGUCAUUAUUCAGUCGCUGUGGUACGUCCAUAAAUUGUGAGACAUUAAUUACAACAUCAACCACCAGUUUUGAGAUGACCACGGGUACAACCCUUCAUCCUCACACUAAACCCCCCUUUCCAUCAAAUUAUGACGCUAUGAACAUAGAGAGAUUCAAGGUACUUGAAACCACGUAUCAACUCUUCCUGAGCAGACACAGCGUCACAAGGACCGAAUCUAGGUUUGUAUGUGACUCUAGUGAAGGAAACCUUCCCUGUCCAAGUGCCGUCUUUAACAUGAGCUUAUUCAUUCAUUUAGGGGAUGAUGGACUUUUGCAGUACAUACCAUCAGGAGAAAUUUUGUCUCGAGAGCAAUACGUAUUUUAAAAAAACGGGUUGCUUAGAGCGUGUAAUUUCUUAAAUCAGAAUGGAACCGUUAAUGAAACGACUACCAAUUACUUCUUUCGAUAUUCACCCAUGCAAACAUACGUUAGUUUGACAGGAACUUCCCUUUCACUUGCAUCACUCCUGGUGACUUUCUUGACCUACGUGACUUUCCCUUUACUUCGCAAGCAAGUCAGUAACCACCUGAUCAUGAUAUUAUGCGUGUCUCUAUUCCUCGCGCAGUGUCUUCUGCUCUUUGGAGGAAUGGUUAGCAGUGUUUCGCAGCAUUUGUGCACAGUGUUUGCUGCUGCAUCCCACUUUUCAUGGUUGACUGUCUUUACCGUCUCCACGAUGAUCGCCUUGGAUCUUAGCCGGACCUUUGGAUCCCAUGCAACUAUUAGGGUAUCGACAGCAAACCGAAGAUUGCUUACAGGUUAACUAUCACUGGCCAUUGGGUUGCCAUUUUUGUUUGUGAGCUUCACCCUUACCCUCAGCAUCCUUAAAGGCGAAGAUCUCGACUUGCAUUACGGUAAACAAUCGUCUUGCUGGAUCGGAGAUGGGUUGGCUAUCCUUUUUGUAUUUGGCGUUCCUGUUUUAUUCUUGCUCUGUCUUAACCUGCUCUUCUUUGUGAAGACAGUCCAUGGCAUCGCAAAAAGCAAGAAGAUCGGAAUGACCCUUCAUGAAGGAAAGAAAGCCUGCAGUUAUACUGAAGAACUUCUCAAGAUCGCAAUAAAGGUAUCUUCUAUAAUGGGCUUCACAUGGCUCUUUGGAUUUGUGGCUGCCUUCAGUAAGCAGGAAGCUCUCUGGUACAUCUUUAUCGUCCUCAACUCUUGUCAGGGUCUGUACAUCUUUUUGGCUUUCACAGCUACCCGAAGGGUUUGCCACAUGUGGCGGGACCUCCUGCUCAAGAAGUUAUACGGUAGGAGACCCAACGUCGGAUCUGAGAUGAGACUGCGGACAAAGUCAGAACUAAGCUCAGUUCAAACAGUAUCAGUAUAAAGUAUUUAUUUAGCGGAGAGGGGAGCCGAUAUAGGACCGCGGGUCCAUUCCGAACUCAAAAGAUGAAGCAAUUGAGCUUUUGUAAAUAAUAGCUGAAGAUCUUAUGCCAGUGACGUCGUAAUUUCAUAGUGCCCUUUUGUAAAUAUAAUAGCUAUAGGCUUAUAUAUUUGACGUUAUAAUUUCAUAGUCCCCUCACUCAGAGGAAAUAGGAGUACGCCUAAACCGAGUACUUGACAGAGAUGCGCCAGCUGCAGAUCAUCAUCGCAUGCAAGGCAAUGUCUUCAGACUCUAUUAUGUCUAAGGUGACGCCAAUGUAUAAGGCCUAUAUCAUUUGUUCUGUUAUUACUACUACUAGAAUGUGUGAAUAGCGAGAUAUAAUAUAUGAUAUUAAUUUAGAGCAAUAUAUACAUGCAUGUAAAAGAUAUAUGAUAACUAGGCAUAGCAGAAACUGUUUAUGCAUUGUGUUCUCAGAUCAUGGUAUUUUAGAUAAACAAAACAAACCAGAAAAUAUGUUAAUGAAACGUUAUAU
Lytechinus pictus (painted urchin) is the source of this 3914-nucleotide messenger RNA. RefSeq lists its product as uncharacterized. Bases 443 to 2389 code for a protein of 648 amino acids. The record is from RefSeq and is a predicted model, not a curated record. NCBI's taxonomy places the organism in Eukaryota, Metazoa, Echinodermata, Echinoidea, Temnopleuroida, Toxopneustidae. The transcript is spliced from 4 exons.